GGAUAAACCCGGGGACAGACUGGAGCUCCACUGUGAUCAUCGAUCAUCAAUCGAUAUUGUCUCUGAUGAGAUUAUUCUACCAGGUUCUGUGAGGUAUUUUUCGAUAGAUUUGUUAAACUAAGUUUAGCACUCAUAUUUUUGGACUCACUGGGCUUUUCCCCACGCUUUACUGCUUUUGGCUUACCAAAUCUUCCACUUACACCAACUCAGGAGCUUUUUUGUUUUUUUUCAGAGAUGGAUAAGUUGAGUGGAAACAAUGCAACAAUGGCGAAUGGCUCGAUAGAAUGGUCUUUCAAUGGACAUGGCUCAUUCCAACACCUGGACCCCAGGGAGUUGAGGGUUCUGAUGCCAGCUAUUUUGGGAGUCAUCUGUGUCUUGGGUGUGGCUUGUAAUCUAACUGCAAUGGUCAUCUUGUUCUCCAACGCUCAUAGGGGCAAACUCUCUCUCAUCAACUCCCUCAUCUUCAACCUGAUGUUUGCUGAUGGACUGGUGCUGAUGUUUUCUGUGCCUUUCAAGGCUGUCUCCUUCUCUAAAGCUAGCUGGGAGCUGGGUUGGGUGGUGUGUAAGACGGCAGACUGGUUCCUUCAGUCCUGCAUGGCAGCGAAGAGCUUCACAGUGGCCAUAAUGGCCAAAGUUUGCUACCGCUAUGUCUCAAACCCCACCAAGCAGGUGAGCAUCCACCUGGGCUCCAUCUUGGUGGUGUUUUUCUUCAUCUGGCUGUCUGCCUGUUCUAUCACCAUCCCUCUUUGGCUGUUUGCUUCCCUGCAGAGACGGGUCCGUGGGAUCAUGUGUGUGCUGGUAAUUCCUCCUGAAGCUCAGAAUUUCAUGUCAGUGUAUGUCAAAGCAUACCCUCUGGGGGUAUACUGUGCACCUCUCAGCUUUGCCCUGGUGUAUUUCUGGAAGGCUUAUGGCCAGUGCCAGCGACGCUCUAGUAAGACCCAGAACCUGCGCACACAAAUCAGAUCCAGGAAGCUCACCUUGAUGCUGUUCAGCCUGACUGUGUCCAUGGCUAUUCUCUGGCUCCCACAGUGGGUGGUGUGGCUCUGGGAGCGUCACUUAGCAGAGAAGGAAAUUGAAGGAGCCAAGCCAUUAUUGUCCUCUCUUCCCCUUCUUCUGACCCUCUCUGCUCAGCUGCUCACCUUCUCUCUGUCCCUGGUGAACCCUCUCAUUGUGCUCUUCCUCUCGGAAGAGUUUAGAGAAGGCUAUAAGGGGCUGUGGAGACGCCUCACUCUGCGCAAACAGCCCCCUCCAAAGCCAAAACCCGGACCUCACAAACCAACAGCACUCCAGUCGCCUUGCCCAAGACCAGAGACUUCUGUGGAACUGAGGGGGGAGAACAGCCUUCGACUGAGCUCCAAUCAGGGUCCAAGCAGAAAGGCUCAAGCCCCGACAGAGCGAGGAGGAGGAGGGAAGGAAAUAGACAGAGAGAGUCUGAAAGAUGGUAUUGUCUUGCCUGAUCUAGAGCAGUUCUGGCACGAGAGGGAGACUGGAUCAUACACUGACGAAAACGAUCCUGUGCCGUGGGAGCACCAGAGCAAAGACGGAAAGGAGUAAUAACCACCCUCCAGCUGAUCGCAUAAUUCAUUUCCGAUUCAAUCCCCAGAUGUUAGCAGCUUCAUCAACAUACCGGGGUGGUUUGGACUGCAGAGUACUUGACAGGUAAUCUCUUCAUUCUGUCAACUGUAUAUGAAAUUAUUCAGAGGUGAGAAGUGCAAUCGUUGUCGAAUACAAAUAAAGCAGUGUCGUCUGUAUAUAAGAUAGAUAUUGCGUGAUAUAGUCCUUUGCUGUUUUUCUUCUUUGAGAAAAAAGUUGUAAUUUCUUGUAAGGAUUACCGUGUAAACUCAAUGAAGUAGAUUUGUACAUAUUUUUAGCAUAUUUGUGAUGAUGAUUGUUGAAAGGCACUUUUCCUUUCAAGUAUUUGGUCAAAACGCUACUAUUCAAUAUAGUGUAACACUGUACUGACUUGUGCUCUGUGAGUAAUUCUCUAACAAAAGAAGAAAAUCUUUAUCUGAAUAUCUUAUUUGAUGGUAAAUGUUAAAUCUGUUGAUGUAUUUUGUACUAAUGUGCAAUCAUUUCCUGUAUACCCUCCCUCAAAUAGUUGCGAUGUUGGAAUUGGCAGCUUUUAACUCUCUAGUUUUACUGUAUGUGAGUGAUAUCACCGUGACCAGUGUUUACAAUGAAUAAGUUCUGGACAUGAAGUCUCUCUGUGAUAAAACUGACUUGUGGAGGCGAAAAAUAAUAAGAAGAAGUAAAAUAAAGCUACAAAACCACUGAAAA
Messenger RNA from Xyrichtys novacula (pearly razorfish), 2277 nucleotides. The record is from the annotation of a GenBank genome assembly. Lineage: Eukaryota; Metazoa; Chordata; Actinopteri; Labriformes; Labridae.